UCGAAAAAAGAGAAAAGCAAAAGCCAUAAAUAAAAUCACAAUAGAUCUUCCAACUCUACCCCACCCAAGAGGAUCUACUAGUGUUUUCCUUGGUCAUCAACUUCAGAUUCUCCUUGCAAAACCAACUCCAAGGUCUCCCUCUCUUUCCAUAAUUUUUAGUUACUUUUUUGUUCUUGCAUAUAUUUUGUGUAAUUCAUAGUGAAUCCACACAUAUUAUAAGGCGCUACAGGAAAGCUUCCACACUUCUUCUGUGGUUAGAAGAUACUUUGCUCUCUCUGUUUUCUAAAAGAAUGGACCAACAAGAGCAUGGACAAUCCAGAGCCAUGAACUACGGCACUAACCCAUACCAAACCGGGACUGUGGGCCCCACAGCACCAUCAGGCCAGAUGGCGUUUCACCAGCAGCAACAGCUAACUCAACAGCUUCAAGUCUUUUGGCAGAACCAAUUCAAAGAGAUUGAGAAAACAACUGAUUUCAAGAACCACAGCCUUCCACUUGCAAGAAUCAAGAAAAUCAUGAAAGCUGACGAGGAUGUACGUAUGAUCUCAGCCGAGGCUCCUGUUGUGUUUGCAAGGGCCUGCGAGAUGUUCAUAUUGGAGCUGACACUCAGGUCCUGGAACCACACGGAGGAGAACAAGAGAAGGACGCUGCAGAAGAACGAUAUAGCAGCUGCUGUGACCAGAACUGACAUAUUUGAUUUCCUUGUGGACAUCGUUCCUAGGGAGGAUCUCAGGGAUGAAGUCUUGGGAAGUAUUCCGAGAGGGACUGUCCCUGAGGCUUCUGCUGCUGGUUACCCGUAUGGAUACUUGCCUUCAGGAACUGCUCCAGUAGGGAACUCGGGUAUGGUUAUGGGUAACCCGGGUAGUGCUUACCCACCUAACCCGUAUAUGGGUCAACCCAUUUGGCAACAUCAGGGACCUGGCCAACCUGACCAGUAAAACUAGCGUAGGUAAAGAAACUAGUUCUAGUCUUGUCCAAGUGGAAUUAAGAAAGGAGGAGACUUCAAAGAAAACUAAAAGAUCAUAUCAGUUUUUGAAAUCAGUGUUGUAGAAGAAUCUAAGUGUUUGUGUAUUCAAUCCUUUCUUUAAGGAAAAUUUUAGGGAUGAAACAGAAGAAUGUAUAAACUGUAAGGAAGAAGUGUGGUUGACAUGGUUUUUUUAUUUAAAUGUUAUUGUCUAUCUUUAUUGUC
Molecule: messenger RNA, 1189 nt
Organism: Brassica napus (rape)
Lineage: Eukaryota; Viridiplantae; Streptophyta; Magnoliopsida; Brassicales; Brassicaceae
Product: nuclear transcription factor Y subunit C-9
Exons: 3
Coding region: 291-938 (215 amino acids)
Biological process (GO): regulation of DNA-templated transcription
Cellular component (GO): nucleus
Molecular function (GO): DNA-binding transcription activator activity, RNA polymerase II-specific; protein heterodimerization activity; DNA binding
Source: RefSeq, a predicted model, not a curated record